Molecule: messenger RNA, 851 nt
Organism: Zootoca vivipara (common lizard)
Lineage: Eukaryota; Metazoa; Chordata; Lepidosauria; Squamata; Lacertidae
Gene: ATRAID
Product: all-trans retinoic acid induced differentiation factor
Biological process (GO): positive regulation of osteoblast differentiation
Cellular component (GO): intracellular membrane-bounded organelle
Source: RefSeq, a predicted model, not a curated record
GGCCUCUGUCCUUCACGUGAUCCCUCCCGGGGCGGGGUCACGUGCCGCAACAUGGCUGCGCCCAGCGGCCGCUUCCCGGGUCCUCUGAUCGUCCUGCCCUUCCUUGGCUUCUGCCUGGCCGCCGGAGCGGGGCUGCCGGAGGUGUGCAGCGGCGGCUGCUGCCCGGGGACCGUGCGGAACGGCUCCGCGGUGGCCGCCCAAUGCGCCUCCCGGCCGGGCGCCCGCCUACGGGGCCGCUGCUGCUGCUCGGGAGGGGCGCCGGGGAGCGAGGCCUCCGCCGUCGUGGGGCUGGAUCUGGGGAACUGCUCGCUGCAGCAGCUGUGUUCCAGCUUCCAGGAGGCCAGCACUGCUUUGGUCAUCGACCUGACUGACAACCCCUUGGAGCCUCUCCCUGAAGACGCCUUCCGGGGCUUCACCCAGCUGCAGACUCUAGUUCUGCCCCCGACGCUGGACUGCCCUGGAGGCAACGAAGGCUGGGAGAACGUCACCCUCCGAGGGAGGAGCCGGGUCUGCCAUGGCCAGAGGAACCCCUGCAACAGCUCAGGGGGGCUCGGCCACCUGUGCCCAAAGGACUCCUCGUGUGUCCCGGAUGGGCCCGGCUUGCCCCAGUGCCUCUGCAUCAGCCCACACUACGGCUACAAGUGCCUGCGCCAGGGCACCUUUCCCUACCUGCUGUUCUUUGGGACCUUGGGAGCCGUCACCAUUGCCCUCUCCCUCCUUCUGUGGGUCACCCAGAGGCGGAAGGCGAAGGUCUCCUAGAGGCCUCUCUUCCCUCUGCUCCUCCUGGCCUGCGGCUGGACAGAAACCCUUUGGCUUGUGCCACAAGUUUGUAAUAAAGUCUGGAACUGGAA